AUGGCUGCAAAGACCGUAUUAAUCACAGGCUGUUCCAAGGGCGGGAUUGGCUAUGCUCUCGCAAAGGCUUUCAAUGCCCAAGGAUGCAAAGUCUACGCAACAGCUCGCAGGCUUGAAUCCAUGAACGGUCUCUCCGAUCUAGGGAUUGGGACUCUGAAACUCGACGUCAACUCCGCCGAAUCCGUCGACAAGCUCAAGUCUAUCAUCGAAGAGAAGACUGGCGGCACCCUCGAUUUCCUGGUUAACAAUGCAGGAAUUGGAUACACCACUCCACUCGCCGACGUCGACAUCGACCAAGCUCGCAAUUUGUUCGAGACGAAUUUGAUCUCUGUCAUGCAAAUGGUCAAGUCAUUCCACAAACUUCUCAUCGCAUCCAAAGGAACGAUCAUCAACAUCGGCUCCAUCGGCGCAUUCCUCCCCUCGCCUUUUGGUGGAGUCUACAAUGCCUCGAAAGCCGCUCUCCUCUCCUACGGUGACGCCCUCAGAAUCGAGAUGGAGCCCUUCGACGUACAUGUCCAGACAAUCAUCACGGGUGCAAUCAAGUCCAAUAUCGCGAACAACGCCGCAGCACGCUACUCCCUGCCCUCGGACUCUAUCUUUGCACCCAUCACCUCCUUCGUCGAAGCCCGCCUCAACGCAUCCCAGACAAACGGACCCCUCGAUACCGACGUCUACGCCCGUGACGUUGUUCGUCAAGCCCUGUUUCCCCCGAGAUCUCUGUGGGCACUCGGAGGAAGGGUUCGGAGGCCGUAUUACUGGAGAGGUGGGUUGAGUGAUAUCACGAGGUUUAUCAGGAGAUUUUUGCCGAUGAAUUUUUGGGAUUUUAUUUUGGCGUAUAAGUUUGGGUUGAAUGUAUUGAACAGGAAGUUGAGGGAUGGGAAGAAGGAUCUCUGA
Molecule: messenger RNA, 894 nt
Organism: Saitoella complicata NRRL Y-17804
Lineage: Eukaryota; Fungi; Ascomycota; Saitoellomycetes; Saitoellales; Saitoellaceae
Product: short-chain dehydrogenase/reductase
Exons: 1
Coding region: 1-894 (297 amino acids)
Biological process (GO): triglyceride catabolic process; phosphatidic acid biosynthetic process
Cellular component (GO): endoplasmic reticulum; lipid droplet
Molecular function (GO): triacylglycerol lipase activity; acylglycerone-phosphate reductase (NADP+) activity
Source: RefSeq, a predicted model, not a curated record